Messenger RNA from Cinara cedri, 708 nucleotides. NCBI's taxonomy places the organism in Eukaryota, Metazoa, Arthropoda, Insecta, Hemiptera, Aphididae. The record is from the annotation of a GenBank genome assembly.
AUGUACAGUUCUCUUACAGGUGAACAUGUAACACAAAAUGUAUAUGAAAAUGCUAAAAAAAUAAGGGAAACAUUUGAAAUAAAAAAUAUGAGAGACUUUACCAUACUUUAUAAUAAAAUAGAUGUAUUAUUACUUACAGAUGUAAUGGAAAAUUAUGGAGCUGUUUCAUUAAGAGAUUUUAAGCUGGAUCCUGUUUAUUAUUAUACAACACCAGGCUUUGCUUGGAAUGCUAUGCUUAGAAAAACAGGUGUAAAAUUAGAACUGCUAAAAGAUACUGAUAUGUAUUUAAUGUUUGAACAGGGAAUAAGAGAAGGUUUAUCUCAAUCUAGUAUUAUAUAUUCUAAAGCGAAUAAUAAAUAUAUUGGAGAAAGAGAAAAGAAAAAACAUCAACGAAAUAUCUCUCAGAUUUGGAUGCAAAUAAUCUCUAUGGAUGGGAGAUGUGUAAAUAUUUACCAUACAAAAGGAUUUAAAUGGUGUAAUCCUGAUUUGUUUAAUACAGAAAAUUUUUUUAAAAUGAAAGACGACCAGGAAAAGAGCUAUAUUUUUGAAGAAGAUAUGAAAUAUCCUGAAGAACUUCACGAUCUUCAUUCAGAUUAUUCAUUGACUCCUGAAAAUGUAUUUGAUAAUACAAAAUUACUAAAAUUAACAAUGACCCUAUAUGAUAAAAAAAAAUAUAUUUUACAUUAUAUCAUCUUGGGCUUUAUUUAA